Knipowitschia caucasica is the source of this 1758-nucleotide messenger RNA. The record is from the annotation of a GenBank genome assembly. Lineage: Eukaryota; Metazoa; Chordata; Actinopteri; Gobiiformes; Gobiidae.
AUGAAUGAAGCGCAGGUGAAGGACAUGAUCCAGCAAUGGAGAACCACUCCAGAGGACAACCUAAAGUUAAAGGACUACCAACAUUUCCAGAGUAUCGGAUCGGCCUGUCUCUCUCAGGGACAAACUACACAGCUUCUUAAGUUCAUUCAGGAUGACAACAAUAAGAUGAUUGUGAAGUCUAUGGGCUGCACGCUUCUGUCUCCACUACUCUGUCAAAUACUCACCAGAGAAAAAGACCAAGAUCUCUGUGAAAUUGCAUUUACAUAUCUGACCCAGACCUGCUGUCCAAAGAAAAGCCUCCAGAGUCUGAUGGAGCUGCUCAAAGACAUUGACCCAGGGGCCAUCUCAGAAACCAUUGUGAUUCUCACUCCACAUCUGCAAACAGUUCUGCUCAGACUCGACACAGACCAGGCCUCCUCUCUGGGGCUAUGCCUGUCCUCCUUGCACUCUCAACUGUGUCGCUUGCCGGUGCCCUACAGCCAGGAGCAGGAGGACCCUUAUGGCCUGGGAGCCUGCUGCUCCGCUCUGGCCGCAUUCACCAGGCCCUUUGUGCAGAAGGUGAAACUCAACAGCAGCAAAUGGGUCACCAGCAAAGAGGACGAGGGGCUCCGAGUGGAAAUACUCAAUUUUUGCAUGAGGAGUUUGAGGGAGCCAUUACUUGAGGCGCAACUGGAAAAGAGCCGAGUAUCUCCACUUUGGCUUUUCGCAAAUUAUAUAAUGAUGACACUUUAUGAAGUCCAAGAACCGCUCCCAGAACUUUUAUUCUUCAAUUCUUUGAGGAAAUACAUCCCGAACAACGAACAGUGUGUAGAGUCCAGAGCGUGUGUGGCCUACUUGCUCUUUGUCCAGCAGAUCUCAACAGACAGCUUCCCGGCCGUAUUCAGCCCCACAUUUAUUCUCCAGGGAAACAUGCAGUAUAUUGACCAACUGCUUAGUAGCAAAAACGAAUCCUACUUGCUCAAAGGAAUGGAACUUUACACAAAAAGCUUGGAGACGAUUGAGGAUCGCAGUCUCUCAGUAAAACUGCUAGAACUCAGCAUUUUCUGCAGUGUCUCACAGAAACUUUGUUGUAUUCUGCGAGAGUGCCCAAUUAAACAUUUGAAAGAAAACGGACUCCAGAUUUUACAGCUGUUCAUUGACAAAUUAAACACUGAAGCCAAGCACAAGUUUUUUAGAUGCAUGUUAAAAACCUGCCACCACUCGGGCAUAGAGGGCUUCAUAGUGAAACACAUCAGGAAUGAAGUUGAAUUCUCCCUAAAGUCUGAAAAUGAAAAUAAAUGGUUCCUUGGUCCUGAGCUCUCACCGUUGUUGGGGCUCGUGCUUGGUUUGCCUCAGGGUCCAGAAACAGAUCUACUCAACAACAUGGACAAAAUCAUCGAAAGCCUAAAUCUUCUGCGGUACCUUCUUCUUCGAGGAAAAGAAUUAGCAAUUCAUACUGAAGUGUGGACAGAGCUGUGCAGGUUGAGAGACAAGUAUCUCAAAAUGCUGCGAGUUUGUCUCAGUUUAUCCAGAGCUUACUACACCUCUGAACUCAAAUCCCAGCUGGAGGAUCGCAAACUGAUGGCUCAAGAGAUCAGAGCAGCAGCCAAAGACAAGGCUUUACUCCUGAAAAUCAAACACAAACAGGAGAGAGUGUCCAGCCUGCCUCCAGAGGUCCGGCACCAGGUUUUAGAGAGUGCCAUGGUAACUUUCGACCUGAUGGAGAGCCUUAUUUUCCGCAUUGAGGAGAUAACAGCGGAAAGGAUAAAGCCUAUGUAA